AUGGCUUUUUCAGCAGCAGCCAUCGUCUUCUCCGAUUAUCCUUUUCGAGCUUCACCAAUCCAUUGCCAUAAAGUUACCCGUUAUGCCCCUGGAUCCUCCGCCUCCGUCGUCUCUGUUCGACGCCGGGGUCUCGCCGUCGUUAAAUCGGCGCUAAUCGAGCCUGACGGAGGAAAACUCAUGGACCUCGUCGUCGACGACUCGAGGCGUCGCGUGAUGAAACGCGAGGCGGAGACGAUUCCGGUACGGAUCCGGCUGAAUCGUGUGGAUCUAGAGUGGGUACAUGUGCUUAGCGAAGGCUGGGCAAGCCCGCUUAAAGGGUUCAUGAGACAGUCAGAGUUCCUCCAAACACUUCAUUUCAACUCGAUCCGGCUCGAAGACGGCUCCGUCGUCAACAUGUCGGUGCCGAUCGUACUCGCGAUCGACGACGAGCAAAAGACCCGAAUCGGCGAUUCCACCCGAGUCACGCUAGUUGACUCGGUUGGUAAUCCGAUCGCCAUUCUCAGCGAUAUUGAGAUUUACAAGCAUCCAAAAGAAGAACGUAUAGCGAGAACAUGGGGAACUACAGCUCCUGGUCUUCCUUAUGCAGAAGAAGCCAUUACCAAAUCUGGAAACUGGUUGAUCGGAGGUGAUUUACAAGUCCUGGAGCCGAUCAAGUACAACGACGGUCUUGACCGGUUUCGUCUAUCUCCGUCUCAGCUUCGUGAGGAGUUCACGAGGCGUGACGCAGACGCGGUUUUCGCCUUUCAGCUGAGAAACCCGGUCCAUAAUGGACACGCGCUUCUCAUGACCGACACUCGGAGGAGGCUUCUUGAGAUGGGUUACAAAAACCCUGUCUUGUUGUUGAAUCCACUUGGUGGAUUCACGAAAGCUGAUGAUGUUCCUCUCAAUUGGCGUAUGAUGCAACACGAGAAGGUAAUGGAGGAUGGUGUUCUGGAUCCAGAGACCACUGUAGUAUCCAUCUUUCCUUCUCCGAUGCUCUAUGCUGGCCCGACCGAGGUUCAGUGGCACGCGAAAGCCAGGAUCAACGCGGGAGCCAAUUUCUACAUUGUUGGCCGUGAUCCAGCUGGUAUGAGCCACCCCAAAGAGAAGAGGGAUCUAUAUGACGCUGAUCACGGAAAGAAAGUGCUCAGCAUGGCACCAGGACUCGAGCGGCUUAACAUUCUUCCCUUUAAGGUCGCUGCAUAUGAUACAACACAGGGGAAAAUGGCGUUCUUUGAUCCUUCCAGGUCUCCAGACUUCCUCUUCAUAUCAGGAACCAAGAUGCGUGGCUUGGCGAAGAAGAAAGAGAACCCACCAGACGGUUUCAUGUGUCCUUCUGGUUGGAAAGUGUUGGUUGAUUACUAUGACAGUCUCACCUCUGAGUCUGGUAAUGGAAGGGUUUCACAAGCUGUCUUCUCUGCUUGA
Messenger RNA from Arabis nemorensis, 1404 nucleotides. The record is from the annotation of a GenBank genome assembly. NCBI's taxonomy places the organism in Eukaryota, Viridiplantae, Streptophyta, Magnoliopsida, Brassicales, Brassicaceae.